AUGCCCCUAAAUUUUGAAAGUGUGAAAGCAUUAUACUUAAAUAUUAAAGGCCUCACGACGGCUGUCAUCUACGACGGCAUGCAAUAUGUGACCGACAAUACUCAUAGCGCCAAAAAUGGAGUUCAUGCACUAUUCAUAGAUUUUCGCAAAGCGUUUGACCUUGUUGACCACGGAAUUCUACUUC
Paramuricea clavata is the source of this 184-nucleotide messenger RNA. The record is from the annotation of a GenBank genome assembly. Lineage: Eukaryota; Metazoa; Cnidaria; Anthozoa; Malacalcyonacea; Plexauridae.